UCAGUAACAGAAAGUGGCCGCCUCUCCGCUGCCGCUGCCGACUCAAAGCUCGCGGACUCGCCCGGCGUCUCCAACCGCCAUUUUGGAGCGAGAGAACCGAGAGUCGGCAGCAGCGACGAGAGAGGCGACCAGGGGGGGAACACGGGGCCCGAGGCUUUUUCACCUUUUGUCUGAUAAUUAAUCUUGGAAUGAGGAGCCAUGACAUCCUGUAUUGAGAAGUAAAAGUUGCUGCCCUGCUGGGCAGUGGUGUCUGGGUUGCAUGGCGUCAGAGCAGGAUGGCCAGCUGGAGGUUGGGGCGCCUGGGAGCUCUAGCCUGGCCAAACCUCUCUACCUGCAACGCUUGGAACGAUCCCUGAGGUUGGACAGUUUCCUGCGCCAGACCGCAACCAUCUUCAACAGAGACAUCACCAGUGAUGACAGUGACGACAGCGAUGAUGCACUGGGGACGGGGCUGUCUCUGGACCACUCCGCUCAACAUGCAGCCUUGACAGUGAAGAGUGAGUCGUGUGAACAGGGGGAUGGGUUGGCCGAGGGCAAGCCCCUCAAUGGAGUUCUGCUUCAAGACCCAAAGGCUGAUAAAACGAGCCUCUACAACUUCUCCAAGCUGAAGAAAAACAGGAAAUGGCUCAAGAGCGUCCUGUUGAGUGACGACACCACAGACUCGGACACCGACUCCGAUGACUCUGAUUUCUGUUUGUCUCGGGAGGAGCUGCAUGAUAUGCUGAGGCUGCAUCGCCACACCAGGCAGCAUCAGAGCAAGUUCCACACGGAGCGGGAGCUUCACCAGUAUCAGUACUACAGCACUGGACUCCUCUCUACUCAUGACCCCUUCUACGAGCAGCAGCGCCACCUUCUGGGCCCCAAGAAGAAGAAAAUCAAAGAUGAGAAGAAAUUUAAGGCCAAACUGAAAAAAGUGAAGAAGAAGAAGAAACGAGGAGAGGGAGACUUUCUGGAUGAAGGGGGCCGACCUUACAUAACCAAAGUCUUCGCCAAGUUUUCCCAUGAUGCACCGCUACCCGUGGUGAAGAAGAAACAUCUGACCAUCGAGCAGCUGAAUGCACGACGACGUAAGGUCUGGCUCACCAUCGCCAAAAAGGAGAUCCCCAAGACUUUCAAGCAGAAGACUUCUGCUAAGAACCUAGUGUUGACCAAUGCUAAAAAGCUGGCUCAUCAGUGCAUGCGGGAAGUGCGGCGUGCGGCCAUCCAGGCUCAGAAGAACUGUAAGGAGACGCUGCCCCGGGCCCGGCGCCUCACCAAGGAGAUGAUGCUCUACUGGAAGAAAUACGAGAAAGUGGAGAAGGAGCACAGGAAGAGGGCAGAGAAGGAGGCGCUGGAGCAACGCAAGCUGGACGAGGAGAUGAAAGAGGCCAAGCGUCAGCAGCGCAAACUAAAUUUCCUCAUCACCCAGACGGAGCUGUACGCUCACUUUAUGAGCGGUAAGGCCAGCCUGGCGGGUCCAGGAGGAGACAAGGCGCAGGAGGAAAUUCUUCAAAAGCUGGACGACAGCGCGGGUCAGAGGAAAAUAGAUAUCGGAGGAGGCGUAAUGGUCAACAUGGGACAGGAAGAUUAUGAUAGUGAAUACUACAAGGCUCAGGCCCUGAGGAACGCCAAAGAAGCCUACCAGGCUCAUCAGAAGAAAACGCGAAUGUUUGAUGAUGAGGCCAAAGACAGCCGCUGUGCGUCUCUGCAUUCGGCCGUUGGCCCGUCCUCGGGCGCUGGUUUUGGAGAGAGCUACAGCCUUGCCAACCCAUCCAUCCUUGCUGGUGAAGAAGUUCCUCAGCCCAUUAUUUUUGAUGGCAAACUCAAGGGUUACCAACUCAAAGGCAUGAACUGGCUGGCAAACCUCUAUGAACAGGGAAUCAAUGGAAUCCUGGCAGACGAGAUGGGGCUGGGGAAGACGGUCCAGAGUAUUGCCCUUUUGGCUCACCUAGCAGAGAAAGACAACAUCUGGGGCCCAUUUCUUAUCAUCUCUCCUGCGUCCACGCUCAACAACUGGCAUCAGGAGUUCACCCGCUUCGUGCCCCAAUUCAAGGUGCUGCCAUACUGGGGAAACCCUCACGAUCGCAAGGUGAUUCGGAAAUUCUGGAGCCAGAAAACCCUUUACACACAAAAUGCACCAUUCCACGUGGUUAUCACGAGCUACCAGCUGGUGGUCCAGGACGUCAAAUACUUCCAGAGGGUCAAAUGGCAGUACAUGGUCCUGGAUGAGGCCCAGGCACUGAAAAGCAGCACCAGCGUUCGGUGGAAAAUCCUCCUGCAGUUCCAGUGUCGAAACCGACUCCUGCUCACCGGGACGCCCAUCCAGAACACCAUGGCCGAGCUGUGGGCGCUGCUUCACUUCAUCAUGCCCACGCUGUUCGAUUCCCACGAUGAGUUUAACGAGUGGUUCUCCAAGGACAUCGAGAGCCACGCUGAGAACAAGUCGGCCAUCGACGAGAACCAACUUUCCAGACUGCACAUGAUCCUCAAGCCUUUCAUGCUGCGCAGGAUCAAGAAGGACGUGGAAAACGAGCUCUCGGACAAGAUUGAGAUCCUGACCUACUGCCAGGUGACGUCUCGCCAGAGGCUCCUCUACCAGGCUCUGAGGAACAAGAUCUCCAUCGAGGACCUGCUGCAGUCCUCCAUGGGCACGGCCCAGCAGUCUCACAACACCACCUCGUCCCUCAUGAACCUGGUCAUGCAGUUCAGGAAGGUGUGUAAUCACCCGGACUUGUUUGAGCGCCAGGAGACCCGCUCGCCUUUCCACAUGUCCAUCAAACCCUACAUCAUGUCAAAGUUCCUCUACCGCCACGGCCUCCUCCACGCACACAACCAGGCCAAGAACAAAUUACUGCAAGUGCUGUUGUCCCCCUUCUCUCCAAACCACAUCCAGCAGUCUCUCUUUCACAGAAAAGGUGAUGACAAAGGAAGUUGUUUUUCCUUCCUGCGCUUCAUCGACGUGUCACCUUCUGAGAUGUGCAACCUUAUGCUGCAAGGCACCUUAGCGAGAUGGUUAGCCCUUUUUCUGUCCCUGAAAGCUGCGUACCGGCUCCACCAUCAACGCCUGUUCGGCCUCGAAGAAGAGAGGCAGGAGGAAGUCAGCGUUGGCGAGGGGGACGGAGGCAGUGGAAAGUCCAGGAUUAUGUGUCUGUCUCACAAGGACCUGAUUCUGUGGCUGAACAGACCCACCGCCUUCCCCAACAUGCACAACAGUCCCGUCCUCCAGGAUCUGGUGUUCACAGCAGUCACGCCCGGCAUGGUGGGACACGGUGACGUGAAAAUCCUUAACAGAAAUUCGACCACUUCCAAGAUCCUGCCCCACCGGCCCAUACCACCACCGAAGUUCCUGCUCGCCGCUACGCCCAGGGUGACGGCAGUUCCCAUGGAGCGUUAUUGUGCAGACCGCAGUGCUGGUUACGAGUGGCUGGUGACACGCGUGGGGGGGGGCACGGUCUUCAAACACUGCUUCCUCUACGGCUCCCCGGAACUCGCGUCGGACUGGCGUGCGAGGGCCAAUACCUUCCACCCACAAUGCCCUGGGGGCGCGAUGGCAGUUUACCCUCGCCACGGAUGGUCCUACAUUCAGAUACCUGAUAAGGAGAGUCUGAUCACAGAAAGUGGAAAGCUCCACACCUUGGAUAUCCUGUUGUGUCGGCUAAAAGCGCAUGGACACCGAGUCCUCAUCUACUCCCAAAUGACGCGCAUGAUUGACCUGCUGGAGGAGUACAUGGUUUAUCGAAAGCACACCUACAUGCGCCUCGACGGAUCCUCCAAGAUUUCCGAGCGCAGAGACAUGGUGGCUGACUUCCAGAGUCGGACGGAUAUCUUUGUGUUCCUCCUGAGUACGAGGGCCGGGGGGCUCGGCAUCAACUUGACUGCCGCCGACACCGUUAUCUUCUACGACAGUGACUGGAACCCCACAGUGGACCAACAGGCCAUGGACAGGGCUCACAGGCUGGGUCAGACCAAGCAGGUGACCGUCUACCGCCUCAUCUGCCAGGGCACCAUCGAGGAGCGGAUCCUGCAGCGAGCCAAGGAGAAGAGCGAGAUCCAAAGGGUGGUGAUUUCUGGAGGAAACUUUAAACCAGACGCACUCAAACCCAAGGAGGUGGUGAGCCUGCUGCUGGACGAUGACGAGCUGGAGAAGAAAUUGCGGCAGAGACAGGACGAGAAGAGGCAGCAGGAGGAGUGCAGCAAGGUGAAGGAGCGCAAGAGGAAGAGGGAGAAGUACGCUGAGAAGCAUAAGAAGAACGAGGAGUCGGACAUCAAGAGGAAGAAGGAGAUGAACCUGGUCAUCUCCCACGCACCCUCGGCCGACAACUCCAACCUCUCUGCGGACGGAGACGACUCCUUCAUCAGCGUGGAGAUGGACUCGGCCAUGCCCAGUCCCUUCAGUGAGAUCUCCCUGAGCAGCGAGCUGCAGCCCGGCUCGUUGCCGCCGGACGCCGACGCGGACGAGAGCAGCAGCGACAUGCUGGUCAUCGUGGACGACCCGGUGUCUUCUGCGCCGCAGUCGCGCGCCACCAACUCCCCCUCCUCCGUGUCAGGAUCAGUCUCAGACAACAUGAAUGGUGUUUCAACCUCGGACAACAUCAGUCCUGGCAGGGGGGGCCGAUCCGGGCGGAGUAGGGGACGGCCCAAAGGAUCGGGAAGCGGGACCAAGUCGGGAGGAAAAGGACGUGGCCGCAAAUCGACAGCAGGCAGCGCGGCAGCAAUGGCCGGAGCGAUGGCUGGUGCGGCAGCUGCAUCAGCUGCUGCUUAUGCUGCUUACGGCUACAGUGUUUCCGGAGCAGCCCUCGCUGCCUCCAGCCCCCUGCAGCCUUCACUGGGCCGGUCUGGUACCAGCCCGGCCUUCAACCCCAGCAGGAGCUCGUCCCCCCAGGCCAAAGGAGGCACGUCCACCGCCCUGAGCCCCCACAAACAGUUGGCCCAAAGCCACCAUCACAGCAGUCCCGGUGCAGUCAGGAAGGGCAAGGGUCCCGGUGGUCCUGGGGUGCGAUGAUACACUCACACACACACACACACACUAUUGCAAGUGUCUCACUAUAGAAAAUAAACACAUAACCACACAGAGAUAGCUGACCUUCUCUCACUGUGAUCCGUACAGACAACCUACAACUUACAAUAAAACAGUGUUUAUAGUAACUGAGGCUCACUACCUGGAGGACCAUGCUGUGUGUGCUGGCUCAACCACCCUCUACACACACAUUCUCACCAACACACACACACACACUCAUUCGUUUGAAGGUACAGUCCCCACCAGCCUCCCCGUGUCUCGUGUCAGGUUCAUUUUUAAUGUGUCCCGGUCAGUGGACGGAAAUCUGCCUUGAGUUAUUUGGUUUGCAUCGUGACAACAGUAUUUCCAAGUGCUUUUUUUUUCUUCGAGAAGACAAACUGAACUUUUCUAUUCUUGACAGGAAGCUCUUUCAAUUUGCCGCCGAGCAGUAACAAUACAGACAGAGACGUGAACCAACACGCGUAGCUUAAAGGGCUUUGGAUUCCUUGUGUUUGCCAGCAUGGUGAGGCAACAGAGCUUCUGUCAAAUGCACUGAGCCACGUCUUCCGUUUUCCUUUUCUUUGUUUUUGGUGUUAUUGACCCUCAUACAUGUACAUUAGGUUAUUUAAUUGUCCUGUAGAUAAGCUCAGUGCAAACUGGUGAAUGAUUCUGCAUUUUAUAGAGCGUAAAGUGAACCCACAGCUGACCAGUCUACCAAACAACAGCUUUUCUACUAAAGCUCUUAUUUUUGUAAGAAAACAUGCAAGUACCCAAAUCAACAUGACAGGUCUUAACGUUUUGGAAAAAAAACAGUAAUGUAUCACAGCGCAGAUGCAAAUAAGAAUUGAUGUUAUAUAUUUUUUGCCCGAUAGAAAAAUGAAUGAAAGGAUAAUGUAAAAAAUGAUAUUCCAAAAUAAGGGUUCUGGUUGAUACAGCAACGCUGCUAAUGGUCAAUUUAUGAAUUCACUCAGAUCAUUGGUUUUCUAAUAUUUAAGUUAUUUCUGUUAAGUGGGCAGUUCACGAUUAUGGUGAACGAGGAUAUUCAGCUGUAAACAGUGUAAAUUGUACUGAAGCCAUGUUUUAUUUUUCAGAAGUUGCUUUGUUUGUGAUGAGGCGUCUGUGGUUCUCUUUGAUGUCAUCGAUGUUUUAGAAAAAAAGAAAGGUUUGCAGCAGUGUCCUACGAUGAGCACUACAUCUGUUAUAUUAUAGGUUUGUCCAUUGUUUGUUUUUGUGUUAAUAGUGUGAUUAAAAUAUGAUGUUCUAUAUUGAUGUAAAUAAUGAUGAGAGCAACUUUUCCUCUGGCUUGUCCCUCAUUCGCCUGUCUAUUUUUAUAGGUCAUGUGUACAUAUGAAGAAAUGCAUCUGCCAUUUUACUAACAGGAGGAGCCAACUGGAAAUAAAUGGAGUGCUUAAUCAGCCGAAAUCUG
Pleuronectes platessa (European plaice) is the source of this 6401-nucleotide messenger RNA. RefSeq names its product INO80 complex ATPase subunit (gene ino80). The record is from RefSeq and is a predicted model, not a curated record. Gene Ontology annotation, molecular function: ATP hydrolysis activity; ATP binding; ATP-dependent chromatin remodeler activity. Gene Ontology annotation, biological process: DNA-templated transcription; DNA repair; chromatin remodeling. Gene Ontology annotation, cellular component: Ino80 complex; nucleus. NCBI's taxonomy places the organism in Eukaryota, Metazoa, Chordata, Actinopteri, Pleuronectiformes, Pleuronectidae.